CCAAAGCAAACGCGGACACUGAACAAGAAUCGAAUUAGAUCAUUCUCUCGAGCCGUAAAUCGAACGAAGAAUUUGGCAUAGAUAGAAGAAAGAAUGAGCUGCCUUAACAGAGCUUGGAUGGCCGUCGGAGUCGCGGCGGUGCAAGGCCACUCAGACCAGGGCGUCAGGUUGAAGUCCGGCCUGAAAUCGCUCCAGUCGACCAAGAGGAUGUUCCUCUCCGGCGGAGAGUCGGCCGAUCUCCGGCCGCUGGCUGGAAUGGUCGGAUCGAAGCUCGACGGGAACGUGGCUGGCCAUCGUGACGGCGACGACGGAAGGAGACAGACCGACGAGUCGCUGAGGAACGUCAUGUACUUGAACUGCUGGGGUCAGAGCUGAGAUCGGUGAGUCGCAUAGCCGUACAUGAAUCCUUUUGGUUGGAAAGCCAGCAGAACCUUAAAGAUCGUCGCUCGCUGGAGCCUUCGGGUGGAAGAUAGGAACGACCCGGAGCGCCAUUUGUUGACUUGAAUAGGAGAAAGGUCGAGAGAGAGAGAGAGAGAGAGAGAGAGAGAGAGAGAUGUUACUGUAAAUUAUAUAUGUUAUGGAAAUGGAAAUCGGGAAAAAAAAAGAAGGGACAAUUUGCAGAGGUUCAAAUUGGAUUCUCAUCUUCUCUCCAUCUGUGUUCGGAAGUAAUCGAUAAAUCCUCAAGCCGAGCUUAAACAGAAAGGCCAUGGUCCGGAUCAGAUUAAUGCAAAAAUUGAGCUUCGGUAUGUAGCAGGAGCAUUUCAUGACUGAAAUUAAAAGAGUUGAAACUUGAAACUGGCAUAGCCAUGAACGGAUUCUGAGUGAAAAUCUUCCCAAUAUUCAACGAGGCGGAUGCGAAGAACGCAUAAUUUUUCUGUACUUCUUGUUGGGUUUGGAGGGGAGGGAUUGCUGUUUGAGUUUGUUUCGCCAUAGCCGUGGGUUCAGGUCGAACGCAGUGGAAGCUUUGACUGAACUGGGAGACUGUCUCAUUGGGGCCAAACCAGAGCCGUUCAUAGGACAGGAAGUCUAGGGGGAUGCGGUACUCCCGGGACUGCAUGAAUUUAAACUUGAACUUUGCCUAAAUUAGAAAGAGGGAAGUUUAAGGAUUUGUUUUAGUUUCUACCGUAAUGGAACAACUUUCCGUGGUCGAUGCUUAUUAAUAGGAGGUCCCUAAAAUGAGGAGAAAGGAUCUCUCUCGGGUGAGGCAGGGGAGGACGGAGCAGACAAGGAGAAUCCAUGUCUGCCGAGGAAGAGGCCGACUUGGAAAAUGAAAUCUCUUCCUCCACUCCUUCCCGGCCUCGGGGAGGAUGGAGGGCCGUCUUUUUCAUCAUCGGAAAUGAGUCGUUCGAGAGGCUGGCGUCAAUGGGCUUGAUAAUGAAUCUGUCGGUGUACCUGAAGAUAAAGUACAACAUGUAUGGGGUGUUCUUGAUCAAUGUAGUGAGCAUAUGGGGCGGUUCAUGCAACAUCUUGCCGCUGUUCGGGGCUUUCAUUGCCGAGAAGUACUUGGGCCGCUUCAAGACUCUCCUUCUGGGCUGCUCUGCAUCCUUUGUGGGGAUGUCGAUGAUGGCCCUAACAGCAGGAAUUCCUCAGCUGAGACCCGCAGCCUGUGAUCCUUUACAGCCUAAAUUGGACUGUCCAGAGCCUGCCGCUGGCCAUCUGAGUUUCCUCUUCGUGGCCCUCGGGUUCUUAGCCAUUGGAGCUGGUUGCAUUAGACCCUGCUGCAUCGCUUUUGGAGCUGACCAGUUCCAGGUCGGGACUGAGAAAGGCAGAAAGAACCUGCAAAGCUUCUUCAACUGGUGGUAUCUCUCCUUCACUGCUACUCUCAUCCUGGCGCUAUCGGUUGUAGUCUACAUUCAGACCAAAGUCAGCUGGGUCGUUGGCCUCGCGAUUCCUGCUGGCUGCUUAGCCCUUUCGGUCGUGAUCUUCGUGAUUGGCCUCCCCACGUAUGUGAUGAUGAAGCCUCAAGGAAGCGUAUACUCGGACCUGGCUAAGGUGAUCGUGGCAGCUGUAAGGAAGUCACGUAUGAGGGGCAGGGGUGACUCAGGCACGAGUCCAUCCUUCUAUGACCCUCCAUUGCCCGAAUCAGAUCCGCCAGUGACAAAGCUCCAUCACACAGAACGGUUCCGGUUCCUUGACAAGAGUUGCUUAAUCACCGACCCAAGCGAGCUGAACGCACAGGGCCUUCCAGCAAAAAGAUGGAAGCUCUGUAGUGUGCAGCAAGUUGAGCAGUUUAAGUGCCUGGUUUCAAUUGCGCCAGUGUGGGCCUCGGGGAUCGCUUGCUUCCUUGUUAUGGACCAGCAGACUGUGAAUGGCAUCCUCCAAGCAAUCCAGUCGAACCAGGCAGCCGGGCGAAACUUCAAGAUUCCACCAGGCUGGGCAGGCCUCACGAGCAUGAUUGUCCUUUCAUUCUGGAUCUUCCUCUACGAGACUGUCGCCCCAUACAUAUCAAGAAAGCUCCAAGGCAAGAGGUGCAAGAGACUCACAAUACAACAGAGGAUGAACUUAGGCAUCAUAACCUCGAUUGCCGCCAUGAUCGUUGCGGGAAUCGUUGAGAAGAGACGCCGGGACAUGGCAUUAAGAAGUGGUUCCUUCAUCUCUCCUAUGAGCAUGGCAUUCCUCCUCCCACAGUUCGCGUUGUCGGGUUUGGUUGAGGCAUUUGCUGCAAUUGCGGUGAUGGAGCUGCUUACGUCGCAUGUCCCCGAGGGCCUGAGGACUGUGGGCGGUGCUGUGUACUUCUUCUCCAUGUCCAUCGCGAGCUACCUCACAUCUUCCAUCGUGAGCCUUGUCCAUGGCCUGACUGAAAAGAACGGAAGAACGCCAUGGGUCGGGGGGCGCGACCUGAAUGCUGGGCGGCUAGACUACUACUAUUACAUAAUUGCUGCUGUGGGUUUGCUCAACUUACUGUACUUCAAUCUCUUUGCAAAGAAAUGCAUGUCCGUCGCCCUAUAGACGAGGGUCGAGGGGUUCCACUCGAGGUCGGUCUUCACAGACAGCUAGCAAAUGAAAAUUAUAACUGAAGGCUCGCUGAUAAUUUGCAGAGGGAAGCUCAAGCCAUGUUUAGUACCAAGGAAUGGGAAGAUAUCGGAAUGAAAUCACUAUCUCAAAUCCAAUGAUACAAUGCCGUGAUUCCAUCUCGUUUCUUUUACAAUCCUUCAUAUUCGAACAUCAUCUUAGGUCAUUCCUACCUCUCUUUAGCCUUUGGGUCACUCUAUCCUCCUCCGGAGUACAUUUGUAUAAUUUACCCAUUUGUAUAAUUGCCGGCUGCUUGCCGUGAUUUGAUUUUUAGUCUUAUGAAAGUCCCUAGAGCAAAAAAGAGUCGCAUUGUUGGUGUAAUAUGACUCGAUUGAUUCA
Molecule: messenger RNA, 3351 nt
Organism: Punica granatum (pomegranate)
Lineage: Eukaryota; Viridiplantae; Streptophyta; Magnoliopsida; Myrtales; Lythraceae
Source: RefSeq, a predicted model, not a curated record